Ziziphus jujuba (common jujube) is the source of this 1713-nucleotide messenger RNA. RefSeq names its product probable protein phosphatase 2C 2. The transcript has 4 exons. Gene Ontology annotation, biological process: protein dephosphorylation. Lineage: Eukaryota; Viridiplantae; Streptophyta; Magnoliopsida; Rosales; Rhamnaceae. Bases 262 to 1389 code for a protein of 375 amino acids. The record is from RefSeq and is a predicted model, not a curated record. Gene Ontology annotation, molecular function: protein serine/threonine phosphatase activity; cation binding.
CCUUCAAUUUUGUUUCUUUUUUAUUAUUCGCUAUUUUGGUUUCCUCUCUAUCUCUGAGAAAAAGCCAUAACAAGGAAGGUGCGAGAAAAGCGUCAAGAAACCGUCAGAAGAAAAAGAUACCAGAUAUUUUGUUUGUUGAUCCUGUUUUGCAAAGUUGUUGUUGUCUUUUUGAGGUUGAGCUUUGAAGAAGAACAAGAAGAAGAAGAAGAAGCUUUUUUUUUAAUCUUGGAUUAAUUUCGUUUGGUAUGUUUGUGUGAGAAAAUGGGAGCUGAAGCUGAAGUUGUAUUGCCUGUGUUGGAAGUCCAAUACUUUUCUAAAGGAACCAAUCUCUGUGAAGCCAUCGAAGAUGUAGCUCCUGAUUUAUCGAGUCCUCAAGGGGUUGUUAAAACUGCGCAGAAGAAUCCAGAUGCGGGUAUUGAAUCGGCUGUCUUGCAAUUUGUUCCGAGCCUUCGUUCUGGUAGCUUCUCGGACAUUGGACCCCGCCGAUACAUGGAAGAUGAGCAUAUACGGAUAGAUGAUCUGUCCUUACACUUGGGAUCACUCUUUACGUUUCCCAAGCCAAGUGCUUUCUAUGGGGUAUUUGAUGGCCAUGGAGGACCUGAAGCAGCAGCUUAUAUAAGAAAAAAUGUGAUGAGACUCUUUUUUGAAGAUGUCAAUUUCCCCCAGACACCUGAAGCUGAUGAGAUUUUCUCAGAAGAGCUUGAGAACUCUGUCCGUGAAUCGUUUCAGCAGGCUGACCUUGCUUUGGCUGAUGACUGCACUGUAAGCAGUUCCUCUGGGACGACAGCAUUAACUGCAAUGGUCUUUGGAAGGCUUUUAGUGGUAGCCAAUGCAGGUGAUUGCCGAGCAGUUCUCUGCCGUAAAGGACAGGCAAUUGACAUGUCACAAGACCACAGACCAAUUUAUCCAUCAGAACAGAGGCGCGUUGAAGAACUCGGUGGAUAUAUUGAUGAUGGUUAUCUCAAUGGUGUUUUAUCAGUUACCCGAGCCUUAGGUGAUUGGGACAUGAAACUUCCCCGUGGUUCUUCAUCUCCUCUGAUUGCAGAGCCAGAGUUCCGACAGGUGGUUUUGACGGAGGAUGAUGAGUUCCUCAUUAUAGGUUGUGAUGGUAUCUGGGACGUAAUGUCAAGCCAGGACGCAGUCAGCCUUGUCCGGCGUGGGCUGCGUAGGCACGAUGACCCUGAGCAGUGUGCCAGGGACCUUGUCAUGGAGGCUCUGCGCCUCAACACAUUCGACAAUCUCACAGUGAUUGUUGUAUGCUUUUCUCCUGUGGAUCAUGGUGAUCCAUCACCUCCACGACAACAGCAAAGGAGAUUAAGGUGCUGCAGCCUCUCUGCUGAAGCACUCUGUAGCUUGAGAAGCCUCUUGGAUGCUAGUGCCAGCCCAUGAAUGUUAAUAAUAAUAUAGUUUUUAAAGUAAACUCUUAUCACUGAAAAGAGGGAUUUCUGCUGUUUCUAGCUGCUUCAGUUUUACGGGAGAAAAAGCAGCUGGCAGUUUUGUAGCUGUUGGAAUCAAAGGUCAGGGGUUUAUGUAUAUGUAUAUAAUCAUUAAUCAACGGCUGGUGGAUUGUAUGUUCCUAAGUCAUUGUGGAUUCUUUUAGUAAACAUUCCAGGGUGACCACUUCCCAUUUGAUUUAGUCCACUUACGAUUCGUUCGUGUGCAUUUAUGUAAAUUCAUUCUUAGUAAAUAAAGAUAUUACUAAUUAUGCUUCUA